Molecule: messenger RNA, 2427 nt
Organism: Epinephelus fuscoguttatus (brown-marbled grouper)
Lineage: Eukaryota; Metazoa; Chordata; Actinopteri; Perciformes; Serranidae
Gene: hoxa1a
Product: homeobox A1a
Exons: 2
Coding region: 554-1528 (324 amino acids)
Biological process (GO): regulation of transcription by RNA polymerase II
Cellular component (GO): nucleus
Molecular function (GO): RNA polymerase II cis-regulatory region sequence-specific DNA binding; DNA-binding transcription factor activity, RNA polymerase II-specific
Source: RefSeq, a predicted model, not a curated record
CACACACACACACACACACACACACACACACACACACACCUAUUCUCCUCUCUAUUCCAAAAAUACCGUACCUGAGGUCAGGGUGCUAGGUCGUCCACGUGGAGAGGUUGCAGGGGGUGAAACGUUAAUCUUUCCCCGGGCGGGAGAGCGCACAGCAAGGGUUAGAAGACGCCGUAUUUGCCGUUCCCCGCUCUUCAUGCGACCCCGGAGCUGUCCACCGCCGUCUGCCUCCCAGCUCAUUGUUUGCUCGGCCAAUACAUUAGUGGCGACGCGCGUCACCUUGAUCGACGAGCGCCUGGAAUUUAAAUAGCCACUCAAACACCAAUCUGUCACCGGCUAAGGGGAUAAGGACAAGUACCUCACUGGCUGACCCGGGCCCACGUGAUAACACCCGUUCAUUGAUAUCGGCCCGUGCGCCCCCCUCCCUCCUCUGAUAAGGACAGAGUAUAGGUAAAGGUUGGCACGGUCACUCGGGGUAAGAGGGGAGAGAGGACUAGAUCAGAGGGUGUCUGUAAAGCGGACGGUCCCUCGGCCCAGGCAGAACAAUGCUACAAUGAGCAGCUUCUUAGACUACUCAGUGAUGAGCGGUGAAGGAGGCUCAUGCUCUGUCAGGGCUUUCCACUCGGACCACGGGAUUACAACUUUCCAGUCCUGCGCGGUUACCGUCAACAACUGCGGGACGGAUGACCGCUUCAUGGGGAGCAGGGCUUCUCCGGACGGCGUCCCUCACCAGCCGGGGUCAUACCAAUCUCCUGCUAGCUCUCUGGGUCUCGCCUAUGGGGCCCAUCCGGCCUGCAGCUCCAGCUAUGGACCCCAAAGUUUCUGUGCUACGUAUAACCAUUACGCCCUCAACCAGGAAGUAGACUCCACAGCGGGAUUCCCCCAGUGCGGCCCACUGAUGUACUCGGGUAACAUUUCCUCCUCCAUGGUCUCUCAGCAUCGCCAAGGUUACAGUGCCGCCCCCCUGGGUCAACUGCAGUAUGCCCAUGCUGCCUAUGGCGGCGGGCACGAGCAAGCAGCCCCUUUUCCAGGGUGCUCAAACCCGCUGUCACCACUGCAUGCAGCUCACCUGGAGGCUUGCUGUUCACCUCUGUCUGAGGGCGCAUCUUCUGCACAGACUUUCGACUGGAUGAAGGUCAAGAGGAACCCACCGAAAACAGGCAGGUCUGGGGAGUACGGUUAUGGGGGUCAGCCGAACACGGUCCGGACCAACUUCACCACCAAGCAGCUGACAGAGCUGGAAAAGGAGUUCCACUUCAACAAGUACCUGACCCGUGCUCGGCGCGUUGAGAUCGCGGCCGCGCUUCAGCUGAAUGAGACUCAGGUGAAAAUCUGGUUCCAGAACCGGAGGAUGAAGCAGAAGAAGAGGGAGAAAGAAGGGCUGCUGCCGACCAAAGCUCCAUCCUCGGACCCGGGGGAGAGCGCACAAGAGAAAAUGGACGAUGCAGCAUCAGAGAAGUCUAUCUCAGCUCCCUCUACUCCGUCUCCCACAUCCUCCACGGUGUCUGAUCCUUACUCCUCCAACUAAGAACCAACUGCCUCCUUACCUCUUUGGGCCAUAGGCGGCCUGUAUAUAUCAAAGCUCAUACCCAGUGUACCAAAGACAAAGUCCUGGUUGAUGGAUGACAAACGUGGACAUUUAGGAUGAAUUAAUGCACUAUUUGGGACAUGAACAAUAAUAUGGACCACCUGAGUUAUAGAUUUGUUUUAUAUUGUGUAUUGUGUUCAGAAGAACGAUAACAUUGUUGUACAAACAACUGUAGGCCAGUGGUUUAAAAUAUCUCCACUUUCUUUUGAAAUUCUGACGUUAAAUACGCGCCACGCCACGACUCUGAUGGCGCAAAAGAUAUCUAGAUACCUUCCUUACACCUGCUUCUGACCAGUGCUGCUGAAUUUGCCAAUGUUAAGUCACACAGCUGCACACAAAACAAAACAAAUACAAACAAAUACCUCAAAUGUGCCAAAGUUGUGCGUAAUGGCCACGGCCAGGAUGAUUGCACUGGAUGUCGUCAAUUAGGCAUCACACAAUCAACGAGAUGACCUCGUUUAUUAGUCAUUACAGAGUGCAUUGUUAUAUUACCUCCUUAAUCACUGUCACCUCUGUGUUUAAGGCCUGUGUGUUUGUGUGUCGCGACCGUCUGAAUGUCUAUUGUGUGAGAUUUGCAUGAUGCGUAAUGCUUUCAUGUAUUAUUAGCGGGGCGCUGAGUUUUAUCAGUUGGGGAACAGGUCGUGUGAGGCCACGUAUGUUCCAGGCUUUUCUCUGUUAUCUAUAUAAUCCAGUGGAGCACAUACAAAAUGUUUUGUCCAGAGAGACGUUUACGGGUCAAUCAUGUGUAUUAAAGUGCGUUUACCUCUACAAACCAUUCAUCUGUGUCAUUGCUGAGGGGGAAUCUUGGGAAAGACAGAAUUUAAGAGACUUUUUGAGGA